CGCGGCGUUUGCCUUUGCCCCCCCACGGAACUUUCGGUUUGCACACGGCAAGCAGCCCGACUCGGGAACGGACUGGGAAUUGUGCAGACAGACACAACGUCCAACUACCCUCCAACAACCAACCAACCAACCAACCAACCAACCGACACUCAGUUUACACACGCAGGCCUCAGAGAACGGUGGCACAACAACAAGCACCAUGCCCAGCCUGUUCUCUUUCGACAAGAAAAAAGCCUCCACGGCUGCAACCUUCGGCAUCGACACCGACCUUGUGGAUUCCUCCUCAACCAGCUCCAAGUCGUCAAAGAAGAAAGGCAAGAAAAGCUUCGACUUUGCCUCCGCCCUCUACUCCCCCAAGUCCUCCUCCUCCGACUCCCUCAGCAAAUCCAGCACCCAGAGGCUAAAAGACUCAAAACGCAAUGGCAGCAGCGGCAAUGGCUCCUCAGACGACGGCAGCAGCGUCGCCUCCUCCGGCCGUCAACGCCGCAAACGAGCACGCCCAGUCCUCGAUGCCCUUACCCUCGCCGCGACCUCGAUCCAGAAACUCGAGUCGGAACGCCUGCAUGCCUCGUGCGAGCUGAGGAGACUGGUGCUCAUCCAGAACCUGCUCAACGCCAUCUACGAGAACUGGAACACGUUGAUGGAAAAGACGCCGCAUCACCAGCACCCGGACCAGCCCGCGUCGGUGGUGGCUGCGACCGAUCUUAUCGACCCGCAGACGGUGGACGAGGCGCCGGCGGAGGCGGUUGUGAAUGAUGUGAGGGAACGGAGGAAGAGCGCGCAGUUGAAGAAACGGGGCGCGUUGACGUGGAGGAGGAAGGCGGCGGAUAGUGCCGUUGAUCUCUCAAAUAUGGAGCUGGCGGAGGACGCUGCCAGGAAAGGAGACGGCGAGGAUUCGGCGUCUGGGUCGUCGGAGGAUGAUGACGAGGAGAAUGGGCUGCCUAGGCGGUUACGGAAGAAGAGGGUCGUGCCGAAACCGGCCAUGGGGAUCGUUAAGCCCGGCCGGUCGCUGCGACGGGCAAAGAGCGAGGAUAUCCUGUCCUCUGCCAUCCCUGUUGGGGGUAGAGCGGUAAACAGUGGCGCCGUAAAUGCGCAGGGAGCACCGAGCACUGCCGAAAGUUUGGCAGAAGACGAUGAGGUGCCGCUGGGCCAUCUCAAUAUCGGAGGAGGCGCUAGCCUCAUGCGCAAGUACCCCUCAGAGCCCACCAUCGCAUCUACACCAUCACUAUCACCUUCCGCGCCCGAGACUCCAUCCGCCUCCACACCACCCGCCCCCGAACCCCUCCGUAACAAAAAGCUCGCCGCAGCCAGCCCCCUCCGCCAAGCAGCCUCUAUGGACGACCUCAAAAAAUUCUACAAGGACCAACCAACCCCCGACCAAACAAUCCUCUCCAUCCCCAACCGCACCAACGCCUCCACCAAACCCACCAUGACACUCAUCGAGAAAGUUGAGCUGCGACAACGCGAGGCACGCCGAUCGUUGGAUAACCCCGACGAAGGCAAUGGACCGGCAUUCCCGGCCCGAUCUAGCUCGUUGAAUAACCUGGCAUCGGAAGAACCGGCUAAAUUGCCGGCAUCGUCAUCACUCCCAUCCUUGUUGAAGGAACAACCGAUCCGACAAUCUCUCGAUACACCCCCCCGGGACCGUGACCUCCCCCGCAUCUCCACCGAUUUCAUAGCACCCGCAAUGGAGAAAUCCAAAUCCUUCCCGCAGCCAUCCAACUCCCCUCAAAAGCUUACCAUCGCACCCCCGCGAUCGGCGACAUUACCCGUAUCGGAGAACACGCUGCUGGGGAAGGGACAGGUGAAGACGGGGAAAAAGUCGGGGUUGAUGAGUCUCAGGAGCGCGUUUCUGAGGAAGAAGGCUGAGAAGGGAUCGGUCGAACCGACCUCUCCGGUCUCCGCGAGUUCCGCACCAGUGUUAGGCGACCAACCAGCCCCACUAACCUUCCACCCUACAUCAGCCCCAACCUCCUCCCCGCUCCUCCCGCCCCCCUCGCCCCCGCAGAAAUCACCCACGUCAUCCGCACGCCUGCGUUUCCUCCCAAUCCUCACAACACCCAAACGCUCCCCCCCGUCCCCAUCCUCUCCCGCACCACCAAAAUCCCCUCAACCACCCACACCCCCCUCCAAAUCCCCGCUCCUAGACGACAUCGAUUUCGGCUCAUCCCCCUUCGGCGGAGGGUUCAGCACCGCCAGUUUCGAACACGAGGUCUUCUCCGGCCUCGCAGCAUCCAAGGACAUCCGCCGCUCCUUCCUCCUCGCCAUGCCCGCACCAUCGUCGGUCACGCGCACGUCAGCGAGCUCCGGGUCGGCUUCUUCCACGGAGUACCGGUCGAGUGGGAGCUCGGGGAGUUUGGCGAGGAGGGAUAGCGGGGCCAGUGGCGGGGUGGAUGAUGUGGGCACAGGCGACGGCGGCAGGAUGGGGUAUACGCUCGAAGGCCGCUUUUGUGAAUUGGCGUUUGAUCUGAGUUGGGAGGUGAAAUUGUAGGAUCGCGCCCUUUGGAUCGCUUCGGGGAAACGGCGUAUGCAUGCGUUUUAUCCACCCUCCGUGUUUUGGGCGCCAUCCACCAUUCCCCCCGGCGUUUUCGGGGGGAGCUUCCCCCCCCCCCCCCCCCC
Fimicolochytrium jonesii is the source of this 2619-nucleotide messenger RNA. RefSeq lists its product as uncharacterized. The transcript is spliced from 2 exons. Bases 200 to 2491 code for a protein of 763 amino acids. NCBI's taxonomy places the organism in Eukaryota, Fungi, Chytridiomycota, Chytridiomycetes, Spizellomycetales, Powellomycetaceae. The record is from RefSeq and is a predicted model, not a curated record.